Molecule: messenger RNA, 4526 nt
Organism: Salmo salar (Atlantic salmon)
Lineage: Eukaryota; Metazoa; Chordata; Actinopteri; Salmoniformes; Salmonidae
Source: RefSeq, a predicted model, not a curated record
CACAAGAAUACAGCGCGUCAGGCAAGGGAGUGUGAGCACAGACAGAGGGCCCUUUCUUAUACAGACAGGGUGGGCAGGGCAGGGAGAAGUGACUCUGCCCUGAGAGAGUGACACACACACAGAGAGAGGAAGAGAGAGAGAGAGAGAGAGAGAGAGAGAGAGAGAGACAGAGAGAAAGAGAGAGAGAGGCAGAAAGAGCGUGAUUCAAUACAGACCAAGUAUGGGGCAAAAUUGAGAGCUUAGAGUAUAUCAACAAAAAGCAGCAGCUGAUAUUGAAGAGGAUAUACAAGGAAGAGGAAAGGAGGAAGAGGAGCUUUACUGGCCUGGACUUCUAAAGUGUUUGCCGUUCAACAGGUACUGUGACGUACCAGAUGAUACGUUUCUGUUCAGUCACUACUCAGUGCCAUUCUACAGCAUGACUCUUUUAGACAAUCUCUCAGAGCCAGAGGAGAAUGGAUUAAAAUAGACAGGAGACUUCAGAGGACCUGAGGUAGAAUCCCCAAAUCCCAAAAGAGGGACACAAACAAACUACUCUGAGAGGCAGACUCCAUAGACCUUCCCAUUGUAGCAAGGAAAGAUCGGAAUCAUUACAGCAACUGAAGGAUUUCAAAGGAAAACGUCCAUCUCUCAUAAAACAAUUGAUCUUUGGUCUUCAAACUUUCAUAAAUAAUGCUUUGGUCUUUAAACCCCCAGAUAAAGCACUUAAGGAAGGAGGGGAGGAUAAAGAGAUUCUCCCUGCAUCAAUGAAUUUUCCAGUCUCUUGCUAUCCUCCCUUGGCAUGUGCUACUAUAUCAGCAACAUCUUCACUAUCAAGAGUUCACCAGCACUAGAUCAGGGUCAAAUCACCAUAGAAACAAUCCCCUUCCUGGUAACAGCAACACCCUUGGCUGACUAAUUCAAUCAUCUAUCCUUGUUGGCUAUUGUGGUUGGCUUCUUCAAUAGAUGACCCUCAAAAGGAGUUGCUAAGACACUGUCAGUGAACCAUGAAGGAAGACAUCUUGGAUUUUUUCAGUGACUUGUGGAAGGUGGCCACCACCAAGCAUGACCAGGGGAUCUACAAUACAGUCUGCCUGGUGGUGCUGCUAGCCCUGCCUAUGGUGGUGCUCUUCACUUCUCUGGUGGUGUGCUGCCACUGCUGCUGCUGUAGCCGGGCCAACUCCACUGGUUGCUGCAGAGACAGCCCAAGCUCAGACACAGCAAAAUCAGACAAAAAGAAGAAGAAGAGUCCCAAAAAUGAGGAUUUGUGGAUCUCGGUUAAAACAGGACCUAUGACACCAGACAGGGUUGCCCUGACGAUGGUGUAGUAGUCGUGACUGAUGUUCAGAUAAGGUUUCAUUCUUUUGUAUUUAUAUGAAGCUCUUUUUUACUGCAAGGUAAAAGGCCUUAGCCUUUUGAAGGCCCUAAGCGAUAUUUGUUUUUAAGUUUUAAAGUUAAUUUCCUGCAAUUCUACAAAUUUUGCCAUGGGGUGUACAGAAAAUAUUGCAGUUUUAAAUCACCUUUUUGCAGUUCUCCACAUUUUGCCAUGGUGCAGAAAUAACUUUUUGCAAUUUUAUAACACAUUUCAUACCAUUCUACACAUUUUGCCAUGGGGCAGAGAUACAUUUUUUGACCGUUUGAAAGCAACUUUCCUACAAUUCUACACAUUUUGGCAUUAUUUAAUGAUAUCUGAGUGAGAGUGACUAACAAAAUCAAUGAGGGCCCCAUGGAGGUCAGGGCCCCUAGGCACGUGAACUACGUGCCCAGUCGGUAUUCAGCCAUGAUUACUACAGGUUUAGAUAGCUAGGUAGACUAACUACCAAUCUAAACAUUGUUAGCUGACAUGUCUAAUUGAGUGAUUGUCAGUGACUGAUAUCUCAAGAGUAAAAUUGCUGAUGCACAACCAAAUUUCGAACUUUCACCUUGUGUAUUAUACUAUUCUAACUCUCAACAGUAAGUGGAGUUUAGUUUUUUUUGGCGGGGGCCCCCAGCAGCCUGGGGUCCUAAGUGAACACAUGUCGCUUAUGCCUGGAGCCGGCACUGGUGUUCAAUAUGCUCCAUAGAAACUCUUGAAAGAGACUAAAAGAGCCAAUGAUAUGUGAUUGAUUGUGUGUGUGCGUGCAUGCAUAUGUGUGCCGGUGCAUAUGCACGUACGUGUUACUCUCAAACUCAACUCUGUACCUUGAAGCUAGUUCCACUGCAUUUUUUUUAUUGUUUCCUUCUAAUCACAGACUGAUUUAGACCUGAGACACCAGGUGUGUGCAAUUACCUAUCAGGUAGAACAGAAAACCAGCAGGCUCCAGACCUCAAAGGGUAAGAGUUGAAUACCCCUGUGUUAGAGUGUGCAAUCAACCAGAAGGUUGAGGACUGCUUUCUAUUUCCAAUGCUGGAGGCCAGCAAUCUAGUAUUGUGAUUCGGUUAGAAAGAUCAUAUUUUUUAUAGGUUAGACCAUUUCAAGUUCAAAGCACUUGCAGUUAUUGCACUUACAAUGUGAACAAUGUGAACUUAUGUAACUACUUUGAAAUCUUUUGCUGUAUUUGCUAUAUCCACUAAAUGGAGAUCUCAAUUCCAUUCACGAGUUGACUAUCAAUCGCUGAAUUUAAUAGAACGAAGUGAAGCACUGAGAUCUUUCAUUUACAUUCCCGUAGAGUAUGCUAAAGCUCAGUAUUGUUGAUGAAUGAAUGUUUCUACCCAACAGUUCCAUGUGUUACGCUACCUUAUGCUCAGAUUGCCAUGUGUACUGUCUAGCACUGUCCCUAUUGGUUCAUAAAAUCAUUAUGCGUUAUUAUUAUUAUCUCCAGGCUCUCAGACUUUGGGGUGCUAAGUGGAUCCUUCUUACAUCUUUAUCCCUCAGUGCCAAUAGCCAUCAUUUCACAUGUAGUGAUAUUUACUGGCAUAUCAUAGUUGAGGUACUACGCCAUCAUUCAGUAUUUUCUACACCAUUGUGUUGAUAAAACAUAAGUUGUGUGCAUAUGGGGCGGUGUAUGCAAAAUGCACACAUUUUGGGGCGGCAGGUAGCCUAGAGGUUAGCACGUUGGGCCAGUAGCCAAAAGGUUGCUAGAUAGAAUCCCUGAGCUGACAAGGUAAAAAUCUGUUGUUCUGCCCCUGAAAAAGGCAGUUAACCCACUGUUCCUAGGCCGUCAUUGUAAAUAAGAAUUUGUUCUUAACUGACUUGCCUAGUUAAAUAAAAUAAAAAUAUGUAUGCAAAUAGAAGUUUAUAAUUGAUUUACAAAUCCGGUGACAAAUCAGUUUCAUUUGUUAUAUUUUUUUAUUAUCCCUGUUUUAAGAUCCUUAUUUUGAGCCUAAUGGGCUUCUGUAUUAGUUAUUCACUAAACUUUGAUCGAGCCAAAUGAUGCAUUAGAACAUACAGGUAACUGCCAAAAUAAAGGAAACACCAACAUAAAUAGGACGUUGGGCCACCACAAGCAGCAAGAACAGUUUCAAGGUGCUGUGGCAUAGAUUCUACAGUCUGAAACUCCAUUGGAGGGACACAACACCGUUUUCCCACAAUAAAUUCCAUAAUUUGGUGUUUUGUUCAUGGUGUUGGAAAACUCUGUCUCAGGCAUGAUCUGGUGACUGAGACAUGCAUGCAUGCACACACACACGCACGCACGCACGCACGCACGCACGCACGCACACACACACACACACACACACACACACACACACACACACACACUUUAAACCCCCCCUAUGCUCCUUUGAGAACUCUCUUUCAAAGUCAAUGAGAUCUCUUCUUCUAGUCAUGCCAAAACAAUGGGAAACUGGGCAUUUUACAUAUGACCCUAAGCAUGAUGGGAUGUUAACUGCUUAAUUAACUCAGGAACCACACCUGCGUAAAAGUACCUGCUUUCAAUAUAAUUGGUAUCACUCAUGUAGGGCUUUAUUCAAUCAGAUCCACUUUAGCCGACAUCCAGAUAGCGGUUGUUUUGACAUGUCAGAGGUGGAACUGUGUUCCAGCUGUCAAAUCCACAAGCGGCUCCUGGCAUUAUAGCCUACCUAAAGUAGACAUUGCCAUUGACUGCACGGAGUCGCAUUAAGAUAAAUCUCAUGCAGCCCUGUUUACAAGUUUGAACACUGGAAUGUGAGAUGUAAUCUACACCUCGAUUAGGCUGAUAGAAAUCCUCAUUAUUUGAAUGAUUUUUGAUUUGAACAUCAUUAUUUUUGUAUAGCCUACACUCUCGUUUUGAACUUUUAAUGCAAGGGUGAUGGGUUACAAUGAUCAAGAGCAGCUGCUCUCCAAUUUGACAGCUCCAACGCGGUUACACCUUCGACACCGCCAGGACAUCAGUUAUGAGGGUGGCGGCUAUCGCCAGUUAAUGCUUGAUCUGAUUGAAUCUAGGCCUUACUCAAGUGUUUCCUUUAUUUUUUCAGUUACCUAUAUAUUCUGUCUGUUUGUUAUCACACAAGAAAUCGCUGAGGUGAUACAUUUUCAAGUUAUGAGCUCAGGCCACACGGGCGACUGCAUGAAUCAUUUAUCCUGUCAUUUGAUUUUACAAAACAGCUGGAGAAAAGAGGGACAAAAUAAAGUAUUUUUGUAGCUUUGUUGA